AUGGAUCCAGAGGAAAAAACACUCAUUGUUAUGUAUACCUUCUGCUCCAGCCUGGUGCAUCUGGGUUCAAAAUCCCGGUGGACUCGACGGACACAGACUGAGUUGCUGAGUGCUUCCGCAUCCGUUAUAGGCAAUAGGCGCUCCCGCCGAGUUCUCCCACCAGAACCGCGCACGACGAGUCGGCUCUUGCCGGUGCCGACGGCCCAACAGCCAUCAAAACUAAUGGAUUUGGAUGCCCAUCACCGACAAUGA
Triticum turgidum subsp. durum (durum wheat) is the source of this 252-nucleotide messenger RNA. The record is from the annotation of a GenBank genome assembly. Lineage: Eukaryota; Viridiplantae; Streptophyta; Magnoliopsida; Poales; Poaceae.